Messenger RNA from Xiphophorus couchianus (Monterrey platyfish), 1976 nucleotides. RefSeq names its product transmembrane protein 47 (gene tmem47). The record is from RefSeq and is a predicted model, not a curated record. NCBI's taxonomy places the organism in Eukaryota, Metazoa, Chordata, Actinopteri, Cyprinodontiformes, Poeciliidae. Bases 222 to 767 code for a protein of 181 amino acids. Gene Ontology annotation, biological process: cell-cell adhesion. Gene Ontology annotation, cellular component: cell-cell junction; membrane. The transcript has 3 exons.
CUGUCAGCAGAGCGCACUGUGCGCACCAGCGGGACGCGCAGUCAGUGAACAGCGGCUCCCCAUCCUGCAACCACAGAGCGGCCACGGACAGGGGUUUCAGUAUUGAAACAACCUGAACAUCAUUCACCCUAUGGACUUUAGGAAAGACACAAACUCACAAAUGUUGCUGUUUUUUGUACUCCCCUUUUCCGUUUGAAGUUGCCAGACACUUUUGUUGGGACAUGGCUUCAUCCGCGAGCGGCACAGAGGAGGUGCGGGUGUCGGGGCUGACGCCGCUGAAGUUGGUGGGACUGGUGUGCGUCUUCCUAGCGCUUUGCCUGGAUGUCGGGGCCAUCGUGAGCCCGGCGUGGGUCACGGCGGAGGACCAAUACUACCUGUCCAUGUGGGAGUCCUGCUGGAAGCCCGUCAGCUCCGUGGACUGGUCCUGCAGCAGCACGCUGGCCGCCGACUGGCAGAUCGCCACGCUGGCCCUGCUGCUUGGAGGAGCAGCCCUCACCCUGCUGUCCUUCCUCGUGGCUCUGGUCUCCCUGUGCUUCGGCUCCAGGAGUCGCUGCUACAAACCCGUGGCCGUCAUGCUGUUCUCCGCAGUGGUUCUUCAGGUCUGCAGCUUGGUCUUGUUCCCAAUCAAGUUCAUAGAAACAGUCAGCCUCAGGGUGUACCACGAGUUCAACUGGGGCUACGGCCUGGCCUGGGGAUCCACCAUCUUCUCUUUCGGAGGCGCCAUCCUCUACUGCCUGAACCCCAAGAACUAUGAAGAUUACUAUUGAAAAUGUCACAAGGGAGGAAAAAACCCCACAGUGUUUUCAUGCUGUCGUUUAAUAAACGUUCUCUGUCCCCCAGUGCACAACCACAGUUGGAAAACAGGAAAAAACAAAACGCUUGUUGACGGUGUUUGUACUAACCUCUUCUGUUUGAUGCUGUGAACUCCCUAACCUGGACAGAUGCCCAUGAGUUUUAUUAAUAGCCUAAACCACAAACCCAAAGCAGAAAUUCAAACCCAGCCAGAAGACAUUUUGAGAGAUAAUGUCACUAAUCAGAUAAUUAUGUGCAGCUCAUGUGGGUCGUAGAUUUGAGCAGAAAAUAUGGAACAGUGGAAUAAUAAAGUAGUCAGGACAGAGAAAAGUCUGCAGUGAUUUCAGGCCAGCGUAGGGAGGAAGACGUCCUGCUCAAGUUAUAUCCUGGUGAUGACAAAGUGAGGAAGGCAGGGUAACAUUUUACAUUUCCCCAGAGAUGCUCCGAGCUGGACCUUAAACAACCUUUUCUUAAGGGCUAUUUUAACAGAGAAAACAUUCCACAGACACCUACUGAUUAUAUUCUAGUCAGAGAAACAUCUGCUGGGUUAUUAUUAGCACAAAGUGGCAGUGUCAAUUUUCAAAUACAAUAUUGUUUAGAUUUUUUUUAAUAUAUCUGUUGUACUAUAUGUAAUAUAAUCAAAAAGUAUGCAAUCCUAGAAGAAUGGGAAUUAAAAUGGCAAAUUACCAUGCUUGCUGAGUGAAUACAUGUCUGAAUUAGGGGUGUCCAAACAGCGGCUCAUGGGCAAUUUAUGGCCUCUGAAAACAAUUCAAGAAUGACUAAAAUUUGGUCCAGUGGUUCACACUAUGUGCAGAAGUUACACUUUGUAAAAAACAAACAAACAAAACAAGAUUUCCUCUGGUUGUUCUUAAAAUGCACAAUGUUUAGGUGCAACACAAAGUAUUUGGCUUUUGCUAAUCAAUUUUUUGGCUUUAGUGGUAUUUAUAGAAAAUGCCACCACAAACAUCCUGCAAUCUUUUCUUAAGAGCAGGACCAGUAGUCUAAACUUGACUAAACACAGAAAGUAUUUACAGUAGUGAUGCUUAUCCUCUUCUUAUUCCAAAAAGGGUUUAGACCAAAUCAGUAUAAGCCAACCAACCAACAAAAUUUAGGAUGUUGGUCUUUAAAUAAGGCAAAGCCAUGAGGUCCAGUUUAUAUUUCAGUUUUACAACAAAUUACAGAUC